AUUCAGACCAGCUUGUUGGCGGGAUUUUGACGUCCGGAAGUGAGAGACCGCAUCGGUUUUGGGCAGAAAAUCAUCAUGCAGUUCCCAGGCAGAAGAAAGAAGGUGACACUCAGUCAGCAGAAUGAGCUCUAUGGCCACUGUCUUCAGUUCUACUGUCAGCCUCCACUGGAGAACAUCUCUCUGAGCGAGUUUGAAGGCUUUGCUGUGGACAGGCUGAAACUGCUGAAGACGGUGGAGAACCUCGGUGUGAGCUAUGUGAAAGUCACGGAUCAGUAUAAGAACAAGCUCCGCACAGAGUUCUCCAAUCUCGGUUUCCCACACAAAGAGGAAGUGGAUGAGCUGAGCAUGAACAAAAACCAACCCGGGCAUACGGAACAUGAGAAACGAAGGAAAGAUCACAUCUCUCAUUUUAUUCUCCGGCUGGCAUACUGCCAAACGGAGGAUCUCCGGCGGUGGUUUAUCCAGCAGGAAAUGGACCUUUUCCGCUACCGGUUUAAUGAGCUUCAAUCAAAGCACAAGACUGAGUUUCUACACAAAAAUAAUCUAAAAUAUGACACAAUAAGUGCCGAUGAAAAGAAUAAUCUGAAAGAACAGCUCAUAAACUCCAGUUACGCCGUCAGUGGAACCACUGUCGCCGAGCAAGACUUUUACAAAGUCCCAUUCCAGGACGCUCUGGAUUUAGUGCGGACGAGAAAAGUGUUCUUGAAGGGUGGCUAUGCCUACAUUCCUCACCAGGAAAUCGUCACUAUCGUUCUGAAUGAUUUCCGUACCAGGCUUUCCAAGGCACUUGCACUGACAGCACGCUCUUUACCAGCCGUGCAAUCUGACGAGCGACUCCAGCCUCUGCUCAACCACCUCAGCCAUGCCUACGUGGGCCAGGAUUACAGCAUCCAGAAGAACAUUGGGAAAGUCUCCUUGGAACAGAUUGAUCCACUCUCCACCAAGUCCUUCCCUCCUUGCAUGAGGCAGCUGCACAAAGCCCUGAGAGAAAACCACCAUCUGCGCCACGGUGGCCGCAUGCAGUACGGCCUUUUCCUCAAGGGCAUUGGGCUCACUCUGGACCAGGCACUGCAGUUCUGGAGGUCUGAGUUUAUCAAGGGCAAAGUGGACGUGGAUAAGUUUGACAAAGCAUAUGCCUACAGCAUUCGGCACAUGUUUGGGAAGGAAGGCAAGCGAACAGACUACACACCCUACAGCUGCAUGAAGGUGAUUUUAUCCAAUCCGCCCAGCCAAGGAGACUACCAUGGAUGUCCAUUCCGCCACAGUGACCCAGAGCUGCUGAAGCAGAAGCUGCAGUCAUAUAAACUCUCUCCCGGUGGGAUCGUCCAGAUUUUGGACCUUGUCAAGGGAAUGCAUUAUCAGCUGGCCUGCCAGAAGUACUUUGAACUGACACACAGCAUUGACGAUGCUGGGUUUUCUCUGAAUCACCCAAACCAGUACUUUAUGGAGAGUCAGAAGCUGCUCGGUGGCGGAAAAGAGAUCAAGAAAGAAGUGGAGAUAGCUCAGAAGGGACAAGAAAAUACAGCCAGUAACGGCCCCAGUGUCCCUCCAUCAGCUCAGGGCACCACCACCCAGGCUGUGGAUGAUAUGGGGGAUUUGGACUCGUACUUCCUUGAUGAGUAAAUUCUGUAGUCUAACAAACUCCUUAUUCUUUAUUCUACAUAGUUUUGCCUACUAAAAAAUUUUCAUGUUUUUUCAGUUGUCAGUGUAUUUUUUUUAUGUUAAUUACUAGUGGUAACAAUAUUAUGUCUGUUCUGCUCAGUUAACUAAAGAUAAAUAAAAUUUCAACAAUAAA
Clarias gariepinus (North African catfish) is the source of this 1795-nucleotide messenger RNA. RefSeq names its product DNA primase subunit 2 (gene prim2). Gene Ontology annotation, cellular component: alpha DNA polymerase:primase complex. Gene Ontology annotation, biological process: DNA replication, synthesis of primer. The transcript has 14 exons. The record is from RefSeq and is a predicted model, not a curated record. The coding region runs from base 76 to 1623 and encodes 515 amino acids. NCBI's taxonomy places the organism in Eukaryota, Metazoa, Chordata, Actinopteri, Siluriformes, Clariidae.